Molecule: messenger RNA, 2426 nt
Organism: Lates calcarifer (barramundi perch)
Lineage: Eukaryota; Metazoa; Chordata; Actinopteri; Centropomidae
Gene: rhov
Product: ras homolog family member V
Biological process (GO): small GTPase-mediated signal transduction
Molecular function (GO): GTP binding; GTPase activity
Source: RefSeq, a predicted model, not a curated record
CACCCCGCACAUGUCCCCCGUCAGUCAGAGCAGGACAGGCAGCUUUGGAGGAGUUAUGUGAGACACACCACACCAAGUCAGCUGGCUCUCAGUUACCUCAGUCUCUCAGAGCUCAGGCAGGAGGAGAAGUCUGCGUUCAGAAGUUUAAUGUGCAGCUCGACAUGCCACCUCACAUGGAUUACUUUUACCACGAGUCCCGAGUCCCUUCCGAUUGCGGGCUGACACGGGAGGAUGAGCUGGAGCCCGGUGUCAUCAGCUGUAUGCUGGUCGGAGACGGAGCAGUUGGGAAGACCAGCAUGAUUGUCAGCUACACCACCAACGGUUACCCGACAGAGUACAGGCAGACAGGCUUUGAUGUCUUCUCCGGUCAGGUCCAGGUAGAAGGAUCUCCGGUCAAAGUUCAGCUUCUGGACACUGCUGGACAGGACGAGUUUGAUGAGUUCAGGGCUCUAAACUAUGCCCACACAGACGUCUUCCUCCUGUGCUUCAGCAUGGUCAACCCCACCUCAUUCCACAACAUCACCAAGAAGUGGGUUCCAGAGAUCCGGGCUCAUAACCCAUCCUCGCCCAUCAUCCUCGUGGGGACCCAGUCGGACCUCUUACUGGACGUGAACGUCCUCAUCAACCUGGACAAAUCUAAUGUCAAGCCAGUUCUUAGCCACCGGGCCCGGAGCAUGGCGGACAAGAUCAGGGCCACGGACUACAUUGAGUGUUCCUCACUCACGCAAAAGAACUUGAAGGAGGCGUUUGACGCGGCCAUCUUUGCCGCCAUUAAGAACAAAGCUCGCAAGACCAAGAAGAGGAGGUUCUCUGACAGGCGCACCAAAGCUUUCUCGAGGUGCAGCUGGAAGAAGUUCUUCUGCUUCAUCUGAGCUCAGACUGUUAACCCUGUGGGUUGUGAACAAAACAUUAAUUUAUUGCUAUUCUUUACUCUCACUUGAUAUCACAGGUCCCAUCUGUAAUAGCUUAGCGUCUUUCCUUGUUAAGUAUUUGGCGUAUUUCACUCUGGGACACCAAAUGGUGCAAGGGAAUCAAGACAUGGGCACAGUGAGCAAUGGGAACUAACAUCACUGGAGACAGCAGAGAGGAUUCUGGGUCAUUACCAGCCAGGGUCUGGUUUAACACUUCAUUAGACAGACCUCAGGACAGCAGCAUUGUUUACAUUAUAAUCAAAUCAAUCAUUGUUCCAGAGCAACAGAGGAUACAUAGUCUACAUACUAAAAACACAGUAUGCAUAUACUUUAAAGUGUAUGUGUCACUGGUGAGCCAUUUGGCAGUAAAUUGACUUCAAGGGAGGUGAUCAAAUUAACAUGCUGGACUUAGAGCCACAGGGACAAAAAACCAGACGGUCAUGUAAAUUCUGUGAAUUUGCAUGGUGAGCUUUGCUACCAACUGCAGCCUUUUAGAGUAAGUAGAGAGAGAAACAGAAAGCGUCGGGGCUGUAUUUGAGCAGAUGGGCGUUAGCCACUUCUCUGUUGUGUUCUUGCUGUCUGGCUGCCCCAGCUUAUUUAUAUGCAGCAGCUGUGAAUUCAGGUUGCAGUGCGAGGUGCCACAUUCUUACCUGUGUGUGAAAGCUCCCCUGGCCGGUUUGGGUGGGUAUUUUCUGGCCCUUGAGUUAAUCAGCUAACAAUCCUAUCACCCAUAACAUUUAUUUUGAUGAGAGUUUUAUCAGCUCUUUUAACGUUUAUGAAAAGAAGCACAGUGGGAGGAUUUGUUUGUGACAAAUCAGAAACAAGUGUAUUUCCUUUGUUUAAAUCUUCCAAUUGGCACAGGAACUGGUUUGAAAAUCCUCUUGUCUUGAUGUGAAAGGUUGCAUGGGAGCAGUAACCUUUGGCUUUUUGUUCCUGUCUCUCAUCAAUCUGCAUCUGUAAAAGCAAGCACUGCAGGAGUCCUGACUUCCACCCUGCAGAUCCUCCCACCACCUCCACCAUCAGCCUGGCUUUUUUUUUUGUACGCCCCUCUUUGUUUGUAUGCUCAAUACACUCCUUAUCUCUUGAAUAGCCCAGUGUGUACAGAGUUAGAGGAUGCUAAACAGCCUCUGUGUGAAUGUAAGUGUAGGUAAUACACUUUUAAAAAGUAAAAAGCUUUGUGCCUGUGACAUCUGUACAAAAGAAAAUCAGACUUUGGAAUCCAGUGUAUUGAUAUCUGGUGGAUAUACAGGUGUAUAUAUGUAACCAGAACCAGGAUAAGGCUUUACUGUAUGCUUCUUGUGGAAGUCAGUUUAAUGUAUUUUCUAUUCUGUUUGUUAAAACAGUUCAUAUGUCAUGUUUAUGAAAUAUUAGAUAGGACAUGAAUUUAAAAUGCAUUUAUGUAUUCCAUAAACAGUUUAUUUCAAGUUUUGUAUCACUAUCAGCCCCCCCUAUAACCUGUGCAUCUUAUUUACAUGUCGGAGUGAUGUGAUGCAAAUAAAUGAAGUGCAAAUUAUA